Aphidius gifuensis is the source of this 1749-nucleotide messenger RNA. RefSeq names its product carbonic anhydrase-related protein 10-like (gene CARPB). Lineage: Eukaryota; Metazoa; Arthropoda; Insecta; Hymenoptera; Braconidae. Gene Ontology annotation, molecular function: carbonate dehydratase activity; zinc ion binding. The transcript has 9 exons. The coding region runs from base 331 to 1290 and encodes 319 amino acids. The record is from RefSeq and is a predicted model, not a curated record.
UUGAAACUCCAGCUAGUAAGUCAGUUUUAUUAUUUAUAAUAAUUUUAUAAUAUUUAUAUAUAAUUAUACAAAUAUAUUUUUCCUUUGUUUUUUUUUUUUAAAUUGUUUUGGGAAAAAAAAAAAUAUAUGUAUUUAUAAACUUUGUUUUUUUUUUUUUAUUAUUAUUUUUGCUAAACACUGUUAUCACUGGAUUUUUUUUUUUUUGAUAUAUAAUCAACUACGGGACAUCUGGUGAGGGUGUUGACCAGCCAGUGCUUUUUGAUAUCAUCUCAUCGUUAGAAAAAUGACAAACGUGAAUGAUGUUUAAUUGACAAAAACAUUUUGCUUGAAAUGGCCCAAAACGUUUCAGUGUUUUUGGGCAUAUGGAGUAUUUUUGUACUCGUAUUAAUACAAGAAUCAAGACCUUACAGUUGGGAUGAAUGGUGGACAUACGAUGGUAUAUCUGGACCAGCAUUUUGGGGUUUGAUUAAUCCUGAAUGGUCAUUAUGUAAUAAAGGACGUAGACAAUCACCAGUUAAUUUAGAACCAAAAAGAUUACUUUAUGAUCGUAAUUUACAACCAUUACAUGUUGAUAAACAUAGAGUUGAGGGAGUACUUAAUAAUACUGGUCAUGGUAUUGUUUUUACUGUUGCAAAUGAUACAAGACAUCCAGUUAAUAUAUCUGGUGGACCACUCAGUUAUCGUUAUCAAUUUCAAGAAAUACAUUUGCAUUAUGGACUAUUUGAUAAUCGUGGAAGUGAACAUACUGUUGAUGGCUAUGCAUUUCCAGCUGAAAUACAAAUAUUUGGAUUUAAUUCCCAGCUUUACAACAAUUUUUCUGAUGCACUGCACAGGCCCCAAGGAGUUGUAGCUGUUUCACUACUUUUACAAAUAGGUGAUCAGUCCAAUCCAACAUUAAGACGUUUUCUCGAUCGACUCAACGAAAUAAAAUACAACGAUGAGGAGAUUCCAAUUCAACCGUUUUCCGUGCGAGAACUUAUGCCAGACACGAAACACUACAUGACGUAUGAGGGCUCCAUCACGAUGCCAGCAUGUCACGAGACCACAUCGUGGAUUAUUCUCAACAAACCAAUAUACAUAACAAAGCAGCAGCUCAUCUCACUUAGAACACUCAUGCAAGGUGACAAACGACACUCAAAAGCACCACUCGGAAAUAAUUUUAGACCCACGCAACCACUUCAUCAUCGUCCAGUCCGGACAAAUAUUGAUUUUAAUAUUCAGGAUCAUAACAAUAAGAACUGUCCAACAAUGUACCGUGACAUUUAUUAUAAAGCCAACAGUUGGGAAUAGCCUAAUUUAAAAUGGAAUUACUAAAUAGAUUCUGUUUGUACUACUACUACUACGCUUUUCCAUGAUAAACUGUGGAACAUUUGUUGUAAAAAAAAAAAAAAUUAUUGAAUAUACAUAACAAUUAUAUAUAUUUAAAAAAAAAAAAAAAAAAAAAUUGACAUAUCAAUGCGCGCGAAGAAUAAAAGAGGAUUGCGGAAUUAAAAAAGGAAUUUAAAAAAAAAAAAAAUGUUUUUUUUUUUAUUAAAUAAUUGAUAUUAAAUAAUUGCGCUACUGUGGGGUCAAAAAAAUGCUUUGUUGUAUAAAUUAUUAGACCUGAAUUGCCAAGUGUUUACAGAUAAAAAAAUUAAAAAAAAAAAACAAAUUUAAUAAAAUAAAAUAGACACUUAUGUACUAAAAUUUUACUGGAAAACACACGAUAAUCUAUAAUAGUUAAUUAGUUGAAUAAAAAAAAAAAAUAAA